Messenger RNA from Cyanidioschyzon merolae strain 10D, 1182 nucleotides. RefSeq names its product casein kinase I. The coding region runs from base 1 to 1182 and encodes 393 amino acids. The transcript has a single exon. The record is from RefSeq and is a predicted model, not a curated record. NCBI's taxonomy places the organism in Eukaryota, Rhodophyta, Bangiophyceae, Cyanidiales, Cyanidiaceae. Gene Ontology annotation, biological process: endocytosis; peptidyl-serine phosphorylation; signal transduction. Gene Ontology annotation, molecular function: protein serine/threonine kinase activity; ATP binding. Gene Ontology annotation, cellular component: nucleus; cytoplasm.
AUGUCGGUUGAACUGCGGGUUGGUGGGAAGUGGCGGCUCGGCCGCAAAAUCGGUUCCGGCUCCUUCGGGGACAUCUACCUCGGUACAAACGUGUACACUGGUGAGGAGGUUGCGAUAAAGCUCGAGUCGACGAAAACAAGGCAUCCCCAGCUGAGCUAUGAGAGCAAAAUCUACCGUUACCUGGGAACGAACCCUGCGACGGGUCAGCCUGCGGUCGGGAUCCCGCAGGUUCACUGGUACGGCACCGAGGGCGACUUUAACAUCCUAGCGAUGCAGUUACUCGGUCCGUCGCUGGAAGAUCUUUUCAACUUUUGUCACCGGCGGUUUUCCCUGAAAACCGUGUUGAUGCUGGCGGACCAAAUGAUCCAGCGUAUCGAGUACGUGCACAGUCGCUCCUUCAUUCACCGCGAUAUCAAACCGGACAACUUUCUCAUGGGUCUGCGACGGGACUCGAGCGUGGUAUUUCUCAUCGACUUUGGCUUGGCGAAAAAGUAUCGUGACCCGCGUACGCUUGUGCAUAUUCCGUAUCGAGAGAACAAGAACCUGACUGGGACCGCGCGGUAUGCGAGUAUCAACACGCACCUUGGCAUUGAACAGUGCCGACGCGACGACCUCGAGUCACUUGGCUACGUACUCAUGUAUUUUAAUCGAGGCAGCUUGCCGUGGCAAGGUCUGAAAGCAGCCACCAAGAAACAAAAGUACGAAAAAAUCAGUGAACGCAAAAUAUGCACCCCUGUGGAUAUCUUGUGUCGCGGCUUUCCGUCCGAGUUCGCCACGUAUCUGAACUACUGCCGCUCACUGCGCUUUGAGGACAAGCCCGACUACAAUUAUCUGCGAAGGCUAUUCCGGGACCUUUAUCGGCGCAAAGGCUAUCAGGACGACAAUGCGUUCGACUGGACCCUCAUGCGAAAGGCAGCACUGGAAGCACCGACAGGCGCUACGAUGGAAUCCGGGGUGGCGGCGAUGCCCGCCGACGAUACCGGGAGUUGCGGCGCGAAUCGGGCCGAUGUCGGAGAAAACUACGCUGGCAAGCAGGAGCUCGAGCUCGAUACCCCCGAGGAUAUUGCCGUUCCGGUCCGAUACCUGACGCGACCGGACACAGCAUACGGGCGACCGGCGCCUCCGACGACAGCGGCACCACUGCCGUAUUCGGAGCCGCCACCAGCGCCGUCGCCGCGGUAG